Molecule: messenger RNA, 291 nt
Organism: Knipowitschia caucasica
Lineage: Eukaryota; Metazoa; Chordata; Actinopteri; Gobiiformes; Gobiidae
Source: the annotation of a GenBank genome assembly
AUGUGUAUCUUCCUCCGUGGAACAAAGAAACGAGGUGGACAUCAAUCACAAUUAAUGUUUGAGAAAAGGGUCAGGACUGGAGUCUCAGACAUGGCCUUAAACCCCAAUCAUCACAGCUGCAGAAGGGUCAGAGCAGAUGCCCAGACGUCCCACUCCACACACUUCCUCCAGCUCAUCAGGAGGAAUCCUGAGGCGUUGCCAGGCCAGCUGAGAGACACAGUCCCUCCAACAUGUCCUGGGUCUUUCCUGGUCUCCACCAAGAAUAUAACCCUUCUCAUCCUCAAAACCUGA